AUGCGUGUCGUCUUAUCCAUUCGGCUCGCCACAACUUCUCCCACCAACAGUGUAUUGAUUGUAAUCGCCAUGGAGGCGGAAGCCAAACCCUUUGUGGAGCAUCUCGACUUGCUCAAGGACGACAACUUUUUCCCAUCCCAUGUUCCCUUCCACGCCUUUUCUGGAACCCACAACGGCAGUCGGGUAACUGUUGUUACCAACGGCAAGGACCACAUUUACGAGACAGGAGUGGACAAUUGCGGAACCGUGCCGGCAGCCGUAGUUUCCUUCCUCGCAUUGGAAAAGCUCAAGGAUGUGCCGAGUUUGGUUCUGAUCAACGCCGGUACGUGCGGAGGUUUCCAGCGCAAGGGAGCCGCCAUUGGGGACGUCUUUUUGACCACCGGCGUCGCGAAUCACGAUCGUCGGAUCCCCAUUCCCGACUUUAUUCCCUACGGCGUGGGCAAACUCGACACCAAGGUAUCCGUGCUCAACAUGGCUGCCGCCCUCGGCUUCAAGACGGGUGUUUGUACCACCGGAAAUUCACUCGACAAAACGGAGGAGGACGACAAACACAUGCUGGCUAACGACGCGUCCGUCAAGGACAUGGAAGCGGCCGCCAUCGCCUGGAGUUGUGCGCUGCACCAGGUCCCCUAUCUGGGACUCAAAGUCGUCACCGACAUUGUGGACGGAAACUUUGCAACGCAGGAUGAGUUUUUGGAAAAUUUGCACACGGCGUCCCAAUCACUCCAAAAGGCCCUGCCCAACGUUUUGGAAUACAUUGUGGGCAAGCAACAUCAUGAAUUGUAA
This is a messenger RNA of Phaeodactylum tricornutum CCAP 1055/1, 786 nucleotides long. RefSeq lists its product with no specific name. The transcript has a single exon. NCBI's taxonomy places the organism in Eukaryota, Bacillariophyta, Bacillariophyceae, Surirellales, Neidiaceae. Gene Ontology annotation, biological process: nucleoside metabolic process. The record is from RefSeq and is a predicted model, not a curated record. Gene Ontology annotation, molecular function: methylthioadenosine nucleosidase activity. Bases 1 to 786 code for a protein of 261 amino acids.